AUGGCUACGAACACAACCAAAGCAACGCAAUCGCCAGAGACGGAGACAGACCGUCAGUCUCUCGCCCAUGCUCCCCGGUCAGAUCAGGCUCCGCUGAAACAAAAUGAGCCUGAAAGCGUCAACACCAACGCCGAGACCUUCACCUCCAAACGGACGCUUCCUUCUUCCAAGAAAAAACACACUUCAUCCCAUGCUUUGUUUGAACAAAACAUCCGACUUCGCGCUCGUGUGGCUGCUCUGCAGGAUGCUACUCAGCGGGAUGCUGCUCAGUGGGAUGCUGCUCGGCAGUACACUGCUCGGCGGUAUACUGCUCAUUGGAAACUCCACAACAUCGAGAGCGAGCUCUGCAAAGGCGAUACCCUGAUCUUUGUUGACUUUCCUCGUUUAUCAGCUGACGAUCAUAAAAAUGAUUGUUUCGGUCAUGAGUGGAGCUCGGUACAUUUCCGCGCAUCCUCCCACAAUCUCCGGGCUACCGGAUCGACCAAGUUUGCCGGCAUGCUCGACGCGAACUAUCAAUCCCGUAUCCAGCGAAAACGAAAUCUCCUCAACAAGCUCCCUCAGGGCAUCAGAUUUGUCCUCGACCUCACACCACCCUUUGAGGGGGAAGAGUUAGUCUCGCAAAUAAGAGACGUCGCCCUAACGCCUGGUAUAAUCGGCUGGUGGACCGCCUCUGACAAGCACGGCGUGGAUGGCAGUGUCGUUUUUGGCCAUGACGAUGUCUGCACAUGUAGUGAAGAUUCAGCAGACGAUGGCGAGGAGAUCCCCAAGUACUCCUCUAGCGAUCGCGAAAGGCUCAAACUGACAGAGGAAGACUUAUGGCUUGGUAUGCGCCGCCCAGACAAACUGUCACUACUUUCACGAACCUUGCAUGAAGUCCAACCACAUGUCGGCCGGAGGUUCACGGAAUGGAAGCGCAAAGCCAAACACACUGCUCAGCAAGUUCCUACCCACCGGAAAAUUCCUGAAUACUGCCCGGCCCGUCACCGCGUUGGUAUUCUUCGCUUAAUGCUCAUCAUCGAGAACAGACCAGUCAUGAUUGACUCAGCCCCUCUCAUUUGGACUCUGGUAGCCGUAGCCAACAUCUUUGACUGUGCGCGCGUGGUUCGCGACGUGUUUCGAGAGUGGCUUAUGAGCCCAAACAAUACUGUCUUUGUCGAGGCUCUGCCGGAAGAGAGUCUGAAGCUUGGGUUUACCUUGCUGAUGGACGACGUAACUCGUUCUGCGUUCCGGAUCCUUGUGAACGAGCUCGCAUUGGAACAAGCAGCGGCUGAUACUCGAGACAUCCACAAGAUCGCUCCUUACACUGUAUUCGGCCGGAAGCGCCAUAACCCUGGAGAUUACUUGAACAGGCUUAUCCAGCAUGCCGCGUAUGCCAUGUUCCAGCGAGUGUCGGAAAUCCCAAGACGAAUUUUAGGCCGAAUCAUCUUUGAAGAUCUGCGCAUUCCAGAGUGGGAACUUCUGCAAAGCUUGUUACAGACGUUGAACGGUCCCCCUGAAGACGCUGCAUUCCGUGAACUCGAGGACGUGGCGCAACAUUUCCGCAGAACUUUGAAUAGAAGCACAGGCUAUAUCGCUGAUAAAGCACUCGAGGAGCACUUGAAAAGCUACCUUGUGGAGAGCAUCGACGACUAUAGAGCUACUUAUAUCGACACCCCAGUCUUCCGCCCCUUCGGCCAGAUCCACAAGGGCUUCAACAUUGUGCAGAAGUUCAUGUGCCCCUUUGUGUCACCUACCAUCUUCGAAGACUUGAGUCGCAUAUCAACGACUUUUUCCCUAGGGUUCACGAAUUUUAAUGUCGACCUGCGGGAAAAACUUAGCAAGUAUCCCGAUCUGCGCAGGGAAUUCGACAAGGGUUGGCUCUCGGCACAGGAACAGUUCGGCCUUCGUGGGUUUCAAGAUAGCUUGACGGGUUUCAUAAGUUCCAUCCAACAGAAUGUCCUCCUACCCAAAGUCGGUAUACCAAUGAAAGCGACCCGGCAGUACAUGCUUCUUACUCUGACUCAAAACGAGUUCAGGUUUCUUCCCCCCUGGGCGGGCGGCAACAACGACGGCACCGGCGCAGUUUUCGAAGACUCUCUAUUUCCUGCAGGUCACGGGCCAGAAGCAGUUCACCCCAUGGACUCCAUGAUCCCGUCAAACGCAUCCGACCUGCCCGAUUGUGAGGGUGGGACGUCGACACAGACCGGAUCGGAGGGUAGACACAGUGCUGUCAGUUCUGAAAGCGUGGAUUCUCAGGAAAUCGUGCCAAGCACCUUGGAACCGAACAUGGUUACUACCCCAACAGACGGCCAACUCCUUUUGGAACCUAAAGCCGCAGAUUUGAAUCCUGAUAGCCCUGCUCCACAUUGCGUGAAGCCGCCGGAGCCGCCGGAGCCGCCGAAACCGCACGAAAGUUACGUGGCGGCAUUCGGCAGACGAACACGUGAAGUUCUUGCCAUGACCGGGCUGAUAGAACGCGAUGUUCCCCCCGGCCAUCAGCGGAUUCGUUGGAAGAAUGUGAGCCCUUGA
Colletotrichum destructivum is the source of this 2508-nucleotide messenger RNA. RefSeq lists its product as uncharacterized. NCBI's taxonomy places the organism in Eukaryota, Fungi, Ascomycota, Sordariomycetes, Glomerellales, Glomerellaceae. The record is from RefSeq and is a predicted model, not a curated record. The transcript has 2 exons. The coding region runs from base 1 to 2508 and encodes 835 amino acids.